This is a messenger RNA of Rosa rugosa (rugosa rose), 5483 nucleotides long. RefSeq lists its product as uncharacterized. The coding region runs from base 1 to 5352 and encodes 1783 amino acids. The transcript has a single exon. Gene Ontology annotation, molecular function: nucleic acid binding. NCBI's taxonomy places the organism in Eukaryota, Viridiplantae, Streptophyta, Magnoliopsida, Rosales, Rosaceae. Gene Ontology annotation, biological process: DNA integration. The record is from RefSeq and is a predicted model, not a curated record.
AUGGCAGAAGAUGAAACAAAAGCAUUGAAGGAGUUCACGGCUCCUACUGCACUCACAACAUCAUCUUGUAUUGUUGUAGCUCCUAUUCCUGCAGGAAUACGUUUUGAGAUUAGACCAGCAACAAUCCAGAGCUUGCCUAACUUUUAUGGGAAGACGAAUGAAGAUCCUUAUCUCCAUGUGGAGGAAUUCAAAGACAUAUGUGGAACUUUUCGGUAUGAGAUAUCAGAUGAGCAGAUCCGUUUAAGGCUUUUUCCUUUUUCAUUGAAAGACAAAGCAAGAAAGUGGCUAAGCUCUCUUCCCCCUGGUUCCAUCAAUACUUGGGAUGAUUUGGUUAAAAAGUUCUUGUUGAAAUUCUUCCCAGCUAAGAAAACCAAUGCUCUCCAAGCAGAAAUUUUUGGCUUCUCCCAACCUGAGGGAGAACCUUUUUAUGAGAGUUGGGAGCGUUAUAAGGAUUUGUUCUUGAAGUGUCCUCACCAUGGAUUUUCUAAACCCCAAAAGGCUCAAUUUUUCUACAGAGGUUUGAACUCCCAAAGUAGAAGUAUGGUGGAUGCUACAGUUGGUGGAAGCUUGAUGGGAAAGACGGCAGAAGAGGCAAUUCAAGCUUUUGAGACUAUAUGUGAAAAUUCACAGCAAUAUGAUCCUUAUACAUCAGUGCCCAAAAGAGGAGGACUAUAUGAGGUUAGUGCAAGUACUAAGUUGGAAGAGCAAGUUGCAGCCUUGGCAAGACAAAUGAAGAGCCUUACUCCUCUGUUAAAUAAGGCUGCAAGGGAGACAUGUGCUUUGUGUUCAAGUAUUGCACAUACCACCGAGGCGUGUUCUGAAAAUUUCUUCCAAGAUGAGCAAGUCAACAUGGUGAAUAAUUAUAGAAGGCCUGUGAAUGAUCCUUUUUCAAAUACUUAUAAUCCAGGUUGGAGGCAACAUCCAAAUUUCUCUUAUAGCAAUAAUAAUCAAGUGCAGAUGCCAAGGAAUCCUCCCAUGCAAAAUUAUCAAGGGCCAAUUGAACAAAAGAAACCAUCUCUUGAAGAAACCAUGCAGCAACUUGCACAAAAUCAGAUGGAAUUUCAAAAGGCCAAUGCUCAGAUGCUUCAAGCUAUUCAAGAGACCAAGAAAGAGCAGCAAGUUCAAUCUCAAGCUAUUUCUAAGCUAGAAGUUCAAGUUGGUCAGAUUGCCACUGCCUUGAAUGAGAGAGAACAAGGGCGUUUACCUAGCCAAACUCUUGCUAAUCCAAGGGGUCAAUUUGAGAAACAUGAGCCUAUGAAAGCUGUGAUCACGUUGAGGAGUGGAAAAGAAGUUGAUAUUAAAGUUCGUAGUCCAGGAGAUAUUCAAGAAGUCGAACAAAAAGAAGAAGUCGAACAGGGGAUUGAUGAGUCUGUUGCUAUCCCAAAAAUUAAUGAGUCAGCAGAGAAAGAUUCUGCAGGAGGAUUGAAGCUGCAACAGCAAUCCCGAAAACGAACUGAUUCGAACCCAGCGACUUCUAGCACCCCAGAAACGACUUUAAGGCCUACUGCAGAGUCUCAAUUUGUUCCUCAACCUCCAUAUCCACAGUUGCUUCAGAAGCCAAAGAAAGAUAGGCACUUGACCGAGAUUAUGGAACUAUUUCGCAAGGUGCAAAUUAAUAUUCCUUUGCUUGAUGCCAUUAAACAAAUCCCAGCUUAUGCGAAGUUUUUGAAGGAGUUAUGCACUAAUAAGAGAAAAUUUGAAGAUCAUGAGAAGGUGUUGUUGUCAGAAGAGGUCAGUGCCGUAAUUCAAAGGAGACUCCCUCCAAAGUUGAAGGAUCCAGGAAGCUUUACAAUCCCCUGCACAAUUGGUGAUCAUUAUUUUGAGCGUGCUUUGAUGGACUUGGGUGCCAGCGUUAACUUGAUGCCAUACUCUCUAUAUUUGAAAUUAAAGCUUGGUGACCUGCAACCAACAUCAAUCACCUUGCAAUUUGCAGACCGAUCAGUCAAGAGGCCAAAGGGAAUUGUUGAAGAUGUGUUAGUGAAGGUUGAUAAGUUCAUAUUGCCUGCAGAUUUUGUCAUUCUCGAAACUGAACCAGAUGCUUAUUCAAGUGAGGAUGUACCAAUCAUUUUGGGUCGUGCAUUUAUGGCUACUGCUGAUACCAUAAUUAAAGUAAAAGAUGGACUUCUAUCUAUGACAGUUGGUGACAUGUCAGUGGAGUACAAGAUUUUUGAAGCGGGUCGACGUCCCUCUGAUGAUGGUAAAUGCUUUAUGGUUGAUUCUAUUUCUCCUAUUACUCAUGAAUCUUUUGUUUUGAAUUCAUCUCAAGAUCCCCUUGAAGUAUGCUUGACACAAUCUGGAAUGGAUUUUGAUGCCAAGAAAGAGGUUGAUGAGUUAGAGAAGCUUCUUAAUGUUGCACCGGUUUUUGAAUCAAGAAAGUGGAACCAAUUUGAGUCUUUACCUUUGUCCACAAAUAAAGUUGUGCCUUCCAUUCAGCAAGCACCGAAGUUAGAGCUCAAGCCACUGCCACAACACUUGAAAUAUGUAUUUUUGGGUGAAAGUGAGACACUUCCAGUGAUUAUUGCUUCGGACCUUUGUGAAGAAGAUGAAAAGAAGUUGUUGCAAGUUCUUCAAGCUCACAAAACAGCGAUUGGAUGGACAAUUGCAGAUAUUAAAGGUAUAAGUCCUACAAUGUGUAUGCACCGAAUCCAUCUUGAAGACAAUAUGAAGCCAACACGUGAUGCACAAAGGCGUUUGAAUCCACCAAUGAAAGAAGUUGUGCGGGCUGAAAUUUUGAAGCUCCUCGAUGUUGGAGUUAUAUAUCCAAUUUCAGAUAGCCAAUGGGUUAGCCCAGUUCAAGUGGUGCCUAAGAAGUCGGGAAUAACCGUUGUGAAGAAUGAAAAAGAUGAAUUAGUGCCUACAAGGAUGACUACGGGUUGGAGAGUAUGUAUUGAUUACCGAAAGCUCAACACUGCCACACGCAAAGACCACUUUCCAUUACCUUUUAUUGAUCAGAUGCUCGAGCGAUUGGCGGGUCAUAAUUAUUAUUGUUUCCUUGACGGCUAUUCAGGGUAUAAUCAAAUUCCUAUUGCACCGGAGGACCAAGAAAAGACUACAUUUACUUGUCCUUUUGGUACUUUCGCUUACCGGAGAAUGCCUUUUGGAUUGUGUAAUGCACCUGCUACCUUCCAACGGUGUAUGAUGAGUAUUUUCUCUGACAUGGUGGAGCGAUUUAUUGAGGUAUUUAUGGACGACUUCUCUGUUUUUGGUUCUUCUUUUGAUGAUUGUUUGCUUCAUUUAACUCUAGUGCUCAAAAGAUGUCAAGAAACCAAUCUUGUGCUAAAUUGGGAGAAGUGCCAUUUUAUGGUCAAGCAAGGUAUUGUGUUGGGACAUAUUGUUUCAAGCAAAGGCAUUGAAGUUGACAAGGCAAAAGUAGAUUUAAUUACCAAUCUUCCUCCACCAACAACAGUAAAGGGAGUACGUUCUUUCCUUGGCCACGCCGGAUUUUAUCGGCGUUUCAUGAAGGAUUUUAGUAAGAUUGCAGGACCAUUGAGCAAUUUAUUAGCAAAAGAUGCAGAAUUUGUGUUUGAUGAAGCAUGUCUAGAGGCGUUUAACAAGCUCAAGGCCCUCCUAACUUCAGCUCCUAUCAUAAAGCCUCCGGAUUGGAACUUACCAUUUGAAUUAAUGUGUGAUGCGUCGGAUUAUGCGGUGGGUGCAGUUUUGGGGCAGCGUAUAGAGAGGCUUCCUCAUGCUAUUUAUUAUGCUUCAAAGACUCUAAAUGAUGCUCAACUUAACUAUUCUACCACUGAGAAAGAGUUGCUUGCGGUUGUGUUUGCUCUAGACAAAUUUCGGUCUUAUUUGAUUGGUUCCAAAGUAAUUGUCUACACUGAUCAUGCUGCCCUUAAAUAUUUACUUGCCAAGAAAGAUGCCAAGCCUCGGCUAAUCCGUUGGGUUCUUUUACUUCAAGAAUUUGAUUUGGAGAUAAAAGAUAAAAAAGGAAGUGAGAAUGUGGUUGCAGACCACUUGAGUAGAUUGGUGCAUGAAGAUGAUGAAGUGGACUGCCUUCCUUUGAAUGAAAAUUUCCCUGAUGAACAAUUGUUUAUGGUACGUGAUUCUCCUCCUUGGUUUGCUCAUAUUGUGAACUUUAUUGUUACUAAAAAAAUUCCAGAUCAUUGGAGCAAGCAAGAGAGGGAGAAAUUUCUUUCUAAAGUGAAGCAUUAUAUUUGGGAUGAACCGUAUUUAUUCAAAUAUUGCUCAGAUCAGUUGGUUAGAAGAUGUGUACCAGAAAGUGAGUUUCAAAGCAUUCUUCGUUUCUGUCAUAGUUAUGCUUGUGGCGGGCAUUUUGGAGCCAAGAAAACAGCAGCUAAAGUUCUUCAAAGUGGCUUUUAUUGGCCAACAUUAUUCAAGGAUUCUUUUGAAUUUUGUUCUUCAUGUGAUCGUUGCCAACGAAUGGGUAAUAUCUCUAAACGUGACAUGAUGCCUUUGAGUAAUAUUUUGGUGGUUGAAUUAUUUGAUGUUUGGGGAAUAGACUUCAUGGGACCUUUCCCUCAAUCCUUUGGCAAUCUCUACAUAUUGGUGGCAGUGGAUUAUGUAUCAAAGUGGGUUGAAGCAAUUGCUUGCAAGACUAAUGAUCACAAGGUGGUACUUUCUUUUCUCAAAGACAAUAUUUUUGCUCGUUUUGGCACUCCUAGAGCCAUUAUAAGCGAUGGAGGACUACACUUUUGCAACAAGCCAUUCGCAUCACUUAUGAAGAAAUAUUCCAUCACUCACAAAGUGGCUACACCUUACCACCCUCAAACUAGUGGUCAAGUUGAGAUUUCCAACCGGGAAAUUAAAAAUAUUUUGGAGAAAACAGUUCACCCGGAUAGGAAAGAUUGGUCUCAACGUUUGAAUGAUGCUCUAUGGGCGUAUAGGACAGCCUAUAAAACUCCAAUUGGCAUGUCACCAUAUCGCUUAGUUUUUGGGAAGGCUUGUCAUCUUCCGGUGGAGUUAGAGCACCGAGCAUAUUGGGCAAUCAAGCACUACAAUUUUGACAUGAAUGCAGCCGGUGAACAGAGAGCAUUGCAGCUGAAUGAGAUGGAGGAAAUUCGUAAUGAGUCUUAUGAGAAUGCAAAAAUUUACAAGGAGCGCACCAAGAGGUUUCAUGAUAAAGUCAUUCGUCAAAAGACAUUCGAACCAAACCAAAAGGUGCUGCUAUAUAACUCUCGACUGAGACUCUUUCCAGGGAAGUUGAAAUCUCGGUGGAUGGGUCCUUUUCUGGUCACAAAGGUGUUUCCCCAUGGAGCAAUUGAAAUUAAAAACUUGAGGAACAACUCUAUCUUCAAAGUGAAUGGUCAACGUCUCAAACCGUACUUGGAGACAUCUUUUGACACCAAUGAGCAGCAUGUUUCCUUCACUGAUCCUCCAAAUGAAUGAGCUUAAACUUGGUCUGGCUGAAGACAUAAAACUUAGCGCUUGUUGGGAGGCAACCCAAUGAUUCUUGGAAGAAAAGGAGUGCGUGUUCAGCAAGAAUGAGGCUUCUAAUCAUGUCACAUCUGCUACCUUCA